UGGCCAGACUUACAGAAAGAAUGAAGGAGAGGAGAAAUAAAGAGAUUCAGAUCAUCAGGUGUGAGACAUGGCGCUGAGAGCCGCUCUUCUGAAGAGUAUCUGGUACGCCUUCACGUCCCUGGACACCGAAGACAGCGGCAAAGUGUCCAAAUCACAGCUCAAGGUUCUGUCUCAUAACCUCCACAGUGUUUUGAGGAUUCCUCACGACCCUGCGGCGCUCGAGAGACACUUCAGUGAUGAUGACGACGGUCCUGUAUCCAGUCAGGGGUACAUGCCCUACCUGAAUCAGUUCAUACUGGACAAGGUGAUCGAGGGGACCUUCGUUAAGGAGGAAGUUGACGAGCUGUGCUGGACUCUCUGCUCUAAGAAGAACUACCGUCCCGAUGCGCAGCGGGUUCUGUCCAAUCAGGACUCCAUGCGGCUCUGGUGUCUCUUUAACUUCCUGGCGGACGACAGAUAUCCUCUCACACUCGUGCCGGAGGAGGCGGAGUAUCUGCUGAGGAAGGUCAGCAGUGUGAUGCCGGUGGAGCUGACCUGUGUGGAGCUGGAGGAGUUCCUGUCGCAGGACGCUGUACAGAAGGACGGUCUGAGCGUCUGGAGCUUCCUGGACGUGGUCAACACGGCCGCCGUCAGCCGAGGACUGGAUGGAGACAGCAUCCGUGUGGCUGUGGAGAAGGUCUACAGGGAGAUGGUGGGGAACGUGCUGAAGGAGGGCUAUCUGUGGAAGAAGGGUCACCUGCGCAGGAACUGGACGGAGCGCUGGUUCUGUCUGAAGCCCGGCUCGCUCUCGUACUACAUCAGCGAGGACUGCAGGGACUGUAAGGGUGUGAUCGAGGUGGACCAGAACUGCUGCGUGGAGGUGCUGACGGACCGAGACGGGAAGAGAUGCAUGUUCUGUGUCAAGACGCUCAACAAAACCUUCGAGAUCAGCGCGCCAGACUCCAGACAGAGACAGGAGUGGAUCACCGCGCUCCAGACGGCUCUGCGUCUCUCCGCUGAAGGCCGGGUCUCGCUGCACGAGGAGCUGAAGGAGCGGCGGCGGGAGCUUCGAGAGGAGCGGGAGAGGAGGCGUCCGCUGCGGGCGGAGGAGACGCGGAGGCUGACGGAGCUUCAGGGGGAGCGUGAGGAGCAGCUGGCGGAGCUGGAGCUCCUGAAGGAGGCGCAGAGACAGGCCCAGGCCUCGCUGCAGCACGAGGAGCAGAGGAGACGCAGUCAGCACGAGGAGCUGCAGAAGACCCUGCAGAGACAGCUACAGGAGGCACAGGAGGCGCGGGCGAAUCUACGUGCAGAGGUGGCGGUUCGCGAUCUGGAGGCCGAACACCAGCAGCGGAGAAUCAGAGAGCUGGAAGAUCUUCAUCACAGACUACAGGAAGCUCUAGAGCAGCAGAUCAGAGCGAGACAGGAAGAGGAGACCUACAGAUACACACAGACCAGGCUGCUGGCGGAGGAGGAGGAGAAGGUGAAGUCUCUGCUGGCGCUGCAGGAGGACCAGGAGGAGCAGCUCCAGCAGACCCAGCGUGAGAAACAGGAGCUCCUGCAGGAGAUGGAGAAGAAGUCGCAGGCUCUGGAUGAGGCCCAGCAACAGCUGGACAAAGUGCGAGCCAGCCGACGCAGAGUGGACCAGGACAUCGCGGCCGCGCAGCGCAAACUCCGACAGGCCAGCACAAGCGUCAAACACUGGAACGUGCAGAUGAACCGCCUGAUGCACCCCAUCGGCCCUGGAGACAGGAGAGGGUCUUCUAGUAAUCUUCUCGCUCCUCCAGUCCGCAUCCCCUCGGUCAGCGAGAGCGAAUCCAGACCUCCACAGAAACAGAACAGCCUCCACUGUGAGAGUAUGGACUGCGGCGACAACGAAAACAAAGAGCCGACUGACGCUGAAGCUGUAUAAACCUGACAGAAAUUAGCACAACUGACAUAGCACUUCAUAAACUUGAAGAAAUUGUUCAGUCUAUAGUGAAAAUGUGCUGAAAAUGUGUUCAACCCUCAGGCCGUCCAAGAUUUGUUUCCUCUUCAGAUGUGUAGAAAUGCAGCAUUGCAUCAGUGUAUCCUCAAUGGAUGCUCUGCAGUGAAUGGGUGCCGUCAGAAUGAGAGCUGAUAAAGACAUCACAAUAAUCCACAGCACUCCAGUCCAUCAGUGAACAUCUGGAGAAGACAAAAGAUGAAACAAAUCCAGCAUUAAGAUGUCUUAAUGACAUUGACUGAUGGACUGGAGUGCUGUGGAUUAUUGUGAUGUCUUUAUCAGCUCUCAUUCUGACGGCACCCAUUCACUGCAGAGCAUCCAUUUGUUUAUCACAUUUUCAAGCACAUUUUUAUUUUUUUUAGUUCACUAUUCUUUAUGAAAUUGACUGUGAAUGAAGCAUAGCUGAAAUCAUAAUUGAAACUGAAAUAUAUUUUCCUUUUUGUUGUUAUUGCUGUAUGAUUUGUGGUGAAGCAGCUGUGGUUUGACUUCCUGUUUCCUGUGUGAGCAGAAGAUGCUGAGCUCGUGAAGAUGAACUGUGCUCUUUAUCUCUCACUUACUGUCACGAGAGGAAAAUAAACGAGUGGAAAAACUAAA
Messenger RNA from Carassius gibelio (silver crucian carp), 2554 nucleotides. It is a transcript of the gene def6b, whose product is annotated as DEF6 guanine nucleotide exchange factor b. Lineage: Eukaryota; Metazoa; Chordata; Actinopteri; Cypriniformes; Cyprinidae. The transcript has 11 exons. The coding region runs from base 68 to 1888 and encodes 606 amino acids. The record is from RefSeq and is a predicted model, not a curated record. Gene Ontology annotation, cellular component: cytoplasm; nucleus.